GCUUGGGUGUUUAGUGCAACGCUUCGGCAAGAUACCCGGAAGUAAACAGAAUAAGUUAUGUUAAAGAGAAAUUAGAGGCAUCAGACAUGUCGGAAGGUGUUCGAUACUGUGCGAAAUGCUCGUAUAUCUUUUUGAAGUUUACUUUAGUGGCCUAUGCUACCGUGUUCUGGCUGGUCGGUGGCUUCAUCUUGGCCAUUGGCAUUUACGCUGAAGUGGAAAGGCAGCGGUACAAAACUCUGGAAGAGGUCUUCCUUGCUCCAGCCAUCAUUCUCAUCCUGCUUGGGAUUGUCAUGUUCAUUGUCUCAUUCGUUGGCGUGUUGGCGGCGCUGCGAGACAACUUGACUCUCCUCAAAGUGUUUCUCUACACAUUGGCUCUCUGUCUGAUUUUGGAGCUUCUAGGUGGAAUUCUGGCUCUACUGUUCAGGAACCGAACGGUUGAUCUGCUUAACAAAAAUGUUCGUAAAGGCAUGGUGAAUUACUAUGAUGACCUUGACUUCAAAAACAUCAUGGACUUUGUUCAAAAAAAGUUCAAAUGCUGUGGUGGGACAGAGUACUCAGACUGGGCAGUAAACAUGUAUCACAACUGCUCUGCCCCAGGACCUCUGGCCUGUGGAGUGCCUUAUACAUGCUGUCAUAGCCAGCCAAAUGAAGUUAUAAACACUAUGUGUGGAUACAAAGUCCUAAACAAACAGAGAUUAGACCUCAUAAACAUCAUCUAUGUGCGAGGAUGCACAGAUGCUGUUUUCAUCUGGUUAAUGGAUAACUACAAGAUCAUGGCUGGACUCCUCUUUGGAAUUUUAUUUCCACAGUUCUUUGGUGUGAUUGUGGCCUGGCUAUACAUCACUCGAGUGGAGGACGCUAUCGAGGAGUAUGGAAACUAUCAGGACACCCUGAUAAACAGUGAUGCCAAGAAACAGGGCAAGAUUGCCAAAUGCUGUAAAUGUAUGCCUCUUUUUGACUGAAUGAACCUUUGAAACACACUAACCAAAGAGCAUCAGCCUAAACUACAUGAUCUUAUUUAAAGUUACGUUAAAGUCUGAUUUUACAGGGUUGUAUUGCUGCUGAUUUUAGGCAAUCCUCAGGGAUCUUUAGGCCACUAGUACAAAUCUUAUCUUACAGUGGAUGAAGAUAGCAGUUAAUGCUUGAAUAUAUUUUUGGAGCCACUGUCUUUAAGCUGAUAAAUAUGUUUUAAAUAUCAUGGUGUAUAACUGCCCUGGGCAAAUAAAACUAUAUUCUGUUUUAGAAGUAGAUAAUUACGUAGAAUAAUUUUAUUAAUAACAUGUUUUUAAGAAUUUGAACCACUAGACAUUGCAGAACACUUUUUAUGAGGUGGGAUAAAGCUUAUGGUUUUCCUAAUAGAUUUUGUACUGUACGUUAUGCAUUGCGCUUUAACCCAUUUCUUUUUUUUAACUUUAAGUAAAAAACCCUGCCUCGUAAUUCACUGCAUUGUGUUUUUGGUUGGCUGUGAAUCAAAGGAUUUUCAUAUGACUGAGUUUAAUAAAAGAAGUGAUUAAAAAAACUAAAUGUGCCUAAGGAUGCCUAGAUUCACAUUACUAUAAGCUGACCCAAAGCUGAUUUUCUGCCUUAAUGUGACACAGAUGUGUGAACACAAAAAUAUGAUCUUUUCAAAUUUAUUCCCGAGCCACUUCUUUAAGUCACUUACUUUAAUAUUAGGUAUUACCCAUUUUCUUCGAUUACUGCGUGCAUUUCCUGAAUCACAGAUUUAACAAGCUCAUGCAACAUCACAAGAUUUCCCUCCAUCCAGUGUUGCAUUAAUUUUUAACUGGGAUCUUUUACUGCUAACGAAAGUCCUGUCAAGUACAUCCAGUCCAAAUUUUUCGGUGGAGUUAAGGUGUGGCAGCAAAAUAAUGUGUGAGAACUACUCUUUCAAAUUUAAGACCAAUGAAUCUUGUCAUUGCUAUUGUGGAAUUUGCCUGUGCCAUCAGAAACGAUAAUGAUGUAGCAUUAACCUGACCAUCUGAAGUGGAUGCCGAUCAUCCAUACAGCUGUUUAGUUCCAAUCAUGAGUUGUACAUGUGGAAAUUGUGUUUAGAUAUUGCAGAUUCUUCCACUUUAAAAUAUAGCUGUGAUUUCUACAAUGGCUUUUUUUUUAAUGAUGCACAUCCCAAUUCCUCUCCUGUACACACACCUCUCUUGGCACCACAAUUUCCAGCAAUAGCUGCAAAAACAACUUCUCAGCUAGAAUAUGUACAGCUGACAAAAAAUAACACAUUUGUUGACUUCCAGAGCACAUUGCGAUGCAUACUAAUCUAUUUAUUUGUUGUUCUGCUAUAAUGAGUUGUCUCACAAAUAUAAUGUUUACCGUUGAUGUGAAUCAUACAGUGCUAAUUUUGUAUGGGUAAUGGGUAUUGUAUGGUAUGGGUAUUUUCACAUUAUUGACAGUUAUUACCAUUGUAAGUCAGAGGGGGAAAACAUCCUUAUUGUGUAAUAAAGCUGGUAAAGUAAAUUCUCACACUCUAUGAACUCUGGGCUUUAAUUGAGUUGUUGGACUGUUAUGUGCCAAGGAAGAUUUGCCUAAUCUAAUCAGUUCUGUUUGUUAACUCACCCACCAAGCUUCAGUAAUUUUCUAUUUUUUCACUUUGAAAGUCAUUUCCAUAAUUUGCUGUACAUUUCUUAUAGGUAAAAAGUACAAAAUCAGGUUUCCUUCUCAAUGGAACAAAUAGUGGUUCAACUUGGUAAAUUCCUUCAGUGUAACAUUUGUAUUAGUUACAAAGCGCAACAAUUACACAUUUUUAUUUUCAGUUUAAAGGAUGGUUUCAUUACUUAGUUUGUCAGCUGUGAUACUAAAAGAACUUUAUCAUGCAACCUAAAAAUUAUUUAUUCCAAUGCCAAACAUUGCGGCAUUAAAUACUGUCACGUUGUUCUGUGGUAAACUUUAUGAUCACACUUUGAUCACACUUUGAUUUGUUGUGCUUCUCUAAAUAAACUCCCCUCCUUUCUGGAUCAGCAUUCUAAUGAA
Clarias gariepinus (North African catfish) is the source of this 2979-nucleotide messenger RNA. It is a transcript of the gene tspan15, whose product is annotated as tetraspanin 15. NCBI's taxonomy places the organism in Eukaryota, Metazoa, Chordata, Actinopteri, Siluriformes, Clariidae. Gene Ontology annotation, cellular component: membrane. The transcript is spliced from 8 exons. The record is from RefSeq and is a predicted model, not a curated record. Bases 87 to 962 code for a protein of 291 amino acids.